UGAUGAAAUUAAGGUUCAGCCCAGUCAACUGAGAGAAUCUGCAGAAGGAAAUGGAAGAAUUUAUGAAGAGCAAAGGCUGUUAGAAGAAAGUUUUACUAUUCACUUGGGAGCUCAGUUGAAGACCAUGCAUAACUUGAGAUUACUGAGAGCCGAUAUGCUGGAUUUCUGUAAACAUAAGCGCAAUCAUCGAAGUGGAGUAAAACUUCACAGACUUCAAACUGCAAUGUCUCUCUAUUCAACUUCUCUCUGUGGCCUGGUUUUAUUGGUAGAUAACCGUAUCAGUUCAUAUAGUGGCAUCAAAAGAGAUUUUGCAACUGUAUGCCAAGAAUGCACGGAUUUCCAUUUUCCUGGAAUUCAAGAACAGCUUGAAAUUGUCCAGAAGGUUGUACUUAAGGCCAGAACACAGCGUAGCAGUAAGUCAAAAAGACAUCAUGAAAACAAAACUAGUGGAAAUGAAGAUAAACUAAAGAAUAUUGAACGAAACCAGUCAAAUAUUUUUCCGGGAGAAUUCUACAUCACACGCCAUUCAAAUCUUUCUGAAAUUCACGUUGCUUUUCACCUCUGUGUGGAUGAUAAUGUACGAUCUGGUAACAUAACUGCUCGGGAUCCUGCAAUCAUGGGACUCAGGAACAUUCUCAAAGUUUGCUGCACACAUGACAUUACUACUGUUAGUAUUCCCCUCCUGUUGGUGCACGAUAUGUCAGAAGAAAUGACCAUUCCAUGGUGCUUGAAGAGGGCGGAGCUCGUAUUCAAGUGCGUCAAAGGUUUCAUGAUGGAAAUGGCCUCAUGGGAUGGAGGAAUUUCUCGGACUGUACAAUUCUUGGUACCACAGACAAUUUCUGAGGAAAUGUUUUACCAACUGAGUAAUAUGCUCCCACAAAUUUUCAGAGUGUCCUCUACACUGACUUUGACCUCUAAGCACUGAGUUUUGUGUAGCAUUACGAUGUAUCCUGUUGACAAAGGAUGAGAUUACAGAGAUUCUGGACGGGCAUGUCUCUUUUCUGAGGGAUGAUGACCCAGAAGUGGUAUUUGUUGCAAUUUCAGGAAUCAUG
Pterocles gutturalis (yellow-throated sandgrouse) is the source of this 1052-nucleotide messenger RNA. RefSeq names its product chromosome unknown open reading frame, human C12orf4 (gene FERRY3). Gene Ontology annotation, biological process: regulation of mast cell degranulation. The annotation marks the transcript as partial. The record is from RefSeq and is a predicted model, not a curated record. The transcript has 8 exons. Gene Ontology annotation, cellular component: cytoplasm. NCBI's taxonomy places the organism in Eukaryota, Metazoa, Chordata, Aves, Pterocliformes, Pteroclidae.